CUCAUUUGCUGAUCGCGCCGUCUUCCCCGCAUAGCCAUGCAUGCAUGACAGCGGCAACUGGAACUAAAGGAAACGUCCAUACCCACCUACAUCCACAAUGCCUUCUGACUUUGAAAAUGACUAUGCAUACCUGGGAAGCUCCCUACCCGUGGGUAAGGAUAAGAAGCCCUACAGGACCCCCUCGAACCCAAUGUCGCGCCGUCCAUCGCUUCACCGCAGAGAUUCUUCUCCAGGCCCUUCCUCCUCCCCUCCGCGCUUCAACUCCGGCAACCGGUACGAAUCCGAUGGCCCAAUCACCCUUAUCGAUAUCGCAAAUGAUGAGACCAUUUCGCCCCUAGACCCGCGGCGCUUCACUCCAACCCUACAUGCGUCGCUCGUUUCUGAGAUCUUGUCCUGCGGCGAGACAUGGAGGCGAAAACAAGGGCAAUCGAUUCGCUUGAGAUGACUCUGGAAAAUGCAAAGGCGGAAACAGAGACUUUAAGUGAGACGCUCGCAAAGAGCUCCAAGGAGAACCGUUCGCUGAAAAAGCAGUUACAGCUUCUUGAGGGCGGUUCCCUGUCUGCCAUGACAGAAUUGUCCAAGGAGCGUGACGACGCCUUGGAGAACAUUGCAGAUUUCCGGAAAAGGCUUGAGCAGUCGCAGAAGAGAGCGCGUACGCAGGAGGAUGAGAUUGAACGGACGCAAAGGCUAUGGGAGCGUGAUAAGCAGAAUUGGGAAGAAGAGCGGAGAAACUUGGAGCGUAAAGUCCAUGUUGUGGAGGGACGGCUGAAGGUUGUCCUCAAUGAAGUUGCAGCCGCUCAGGCAGCUGGCUCUUUUCCUCGUAGCGUCGAUGGAGACUUCGACGAUUUUGUUCGGGAUGGCACGACGGCCAGGGCCAGCGAUACUAACAGUGUCCGCUCGAGCAGUGUCCUGGGACGGCGACGCACGAGCACUGCGAGCGUAAGUACUCAUGAUGGUGAUCUGCAUAAUCUUCGGUACUCCGUUAUGAGUCUGGCCAACGGUCAUGGACCCAAGGUCGAUGGCUUGAACCUAGCAGACGAACUUGCCUUUGAUGAGGAAGACGAAGACACAUUGGGCCUAGACGACCACCGACCAGAUUCAAGAUGCACGGUUCCCGAUCACGAAAGGCCCAUGUCGAUGCAAUCACGGCCGAUGAGCAGCAUGAUGGCCCGACAUACGUUGGAUUUUUCGCUUGACGGACAUGAAAGGUUCGGCACUCCCGAUGUACUUGAUCAUCCAAAGAAUCUGGAUGUAAUUCCAGACAUCGAGGAGGAUGCAAAGGCAACCCCGGCUGUACCACAGUUCGAAUACAGAGACGUUGGAAUCCAGUAUACCCCACCUCCAUCCCCUAAGAUCGUCCCUGAACCGGAUGAAGUUAUCGUCGACGAGGCUCCUCUGGUGAAUUGCCCGAACUGUGCAGACCUAGAAAGGAAGCACACAUCCUCUAGUACGGAAACAACACCCAUAUACGAAACAAAGGACAGUAGCACCGUCACCGUGCCUCUCCUCACUACCUCUUCUGCGUGCCAGACAACCGGAGAGCUGCCAAGUCCUCCAUGGACUCCUAAGUUGGACGAAAUUUCAUCAGAGGAGUCCACCCCGUUAGCCUCCCCAGCUCCCUUUAUUGCAACUCCUGCUGUUACAACAGCUUCCAUCUCAACUCAAACCGAUGAUGUAAUUAUCAAGGACAAAGAAACCCAAAACCUAGAACAACUUAUCCGACAGGCAAUGCCAAUCCCUAUGAUCACGAUCGAACCCCCUGGCUCAAACCCACAGUCCGGCAGGAACAGUGUCGUCUUGCCACCGCAAACUAAGAGUAUAUCAUGCCAGACAAACAUCGAACCACUAGUCGAUGUACGGUCAUGUGGCAUGCAAACAGAAGAAAUCCGCGUCGAUAAACGCAGUGCCAAACUCCCCGCCAAACUACUCCCAUCCGCGAUUAUAGACCCACGGAUAAGCCCAGAAUACAUAGAUCUACCAUCACCACCCCCCAUCCAGGCAUUCCACGUCCCUCCAAAAUCCGCAAAAAGGAAGCUUCGGAAACCACCGCCAGUCGAGCCUGCACCGCUAUCAAGGCCGUCCUCGAACGAUAAAGAGCCUGAGAAACUGCAAACACUGCAAGCAUAUCCCGGGAAUAAUGACAAUGGCCCCCUUUCUGACGAUGUAAAGCCAGAGCUUCGACGGCCGUUCAGAAACAGCAGCUUAUUUGCUGGAUUUGAGCACAUCAGUGACGAUGAAUGGCCAGUGCCACAAGGGGACCUGUUUAGCGAUGACGAGCUGUUUAAUCGACCCCUGGCAUCUUACACGCUGAGGGCUGGUAAGCUGGUUACCAAGCCCUCACCCUCAAUACUGGACGACAACCCUCUAGCGGAGCGUGAGGAACACCCAGACACAAAUGAGGAGCAGUAUUCGCCGAAAUCAGUAUCCGAACUAAGAGCUCACAACGGUCCUCAGCAGCGUGCUGUGGCAUCUGGGAAAUCCUCAACUGCCAAACGACCGCCCAGACCCUUGAAAUUGGGCAACGUCGCGAAGCAACCAGAUAUUCGUCGCACUGCCAUGAUCUCUAGCUCUACCGCCGCACAUCAGGCAUUCAGGCCUCGCAGCCCCAGUGCGCCCAGUAUCGGCAGCAGCGCCGCUUCCACUAGUACCGCAACCAAACCUCCCUUCCCCGUUCCCGUGAGGUUGAGUUCGCGCAAGAUCCCUACCAGCGCAAGUGAGGGCGCUCAGAGCCCCACGCCAUACAGCAACGGAAAUUACCUAGAGCGGGGCUUUAGAUCAAGAGAUCCUCCACUUCGUAAAGUACGCUCGGCCGCUGUAGUGUCUAGGACGCAAUAUCAUGAUCGGCAGCAAAGCCAUUCACCACCAACAAUGUCGACAACAUCAACCUGCCCGGAAAGCCCACACCUACCACCCAUGCCCGUCGACGAAAUCACAGCCCCUCGCAGUAAACGUUCUGGUAAACCGCGCUCAAAUCGACAAAUUCCACCCCCUCCCAGAUCCCAUCGAAGAGACGAGUCAAACAAUACCAACACGGGUAUACAGCAGACUAGUGUGGUCGAUGCGAUCGCACAGACCAUGGUAGGAGAAUGGAUGUGGAAGUAUGUUCGAAGACGGAAGUCUUUCGGUAUGACCGAUAAUAGUAAGGAGGGAUGGGAGCUGGGUAAAAGCACCGAAGAGGUCUCCGCAAAUAUCACUGGGAAUGGCGUCAGGCAUAAGAGAUGGGUAUGGCUAGCACCGUAUGAGCGUGCAGUCAUGUGGAGCAGUAAACAGCCCACCAGCGGAUCUGCGUUGCUAGGCAAGAGUGGCCGAAAGUUAACGAUCCAAUCUGUCCUUGACGUCAAGGAUGAUAAUCCGUUACCCAAGGGCUCUAGUCCUAGUAACCAUUUCAACCGGUCGAUUUUGAUACUCACCCCGCAACGAGCACUGAAGUUCACAGCCAUGACAAUCGAACGCCAUUUCGUCUGGUUAACCGCUUUGUCAUUCCUAAGCCACUCGUCGAUGGGUGCCAACGACCUUGCGUCCUUGCCACCGGUCCCACACGAAGAGUAUCGCCCUCCCCCAGGUAGUACACUAAGGCGCAAUCCAAUCCGCGACUCAAUCCGCGUCGCAAAGGGUAAAGCAAGACCCACCCCAGCAAGUUCCAACCGUUCAUUUGCAUCCCACCCGUCCGCCGUCCCUGAGCUACCUUUUGAUGAAGCUCAACAAGGCGAACCUAUCAACGACGUCGCCGAUCCCCCAAAUGUCCCAAGAUUCUCCUCACACUCGCGCAAGCGAAGCAACACAGCACCGCGCCUCCCUCCAAGUGCAUUUAAAAGCUUCUCCAACCACACCACCGCCCCGUCCACAUACAGCACCACAACCGCGUGCUCAUCGGAUCUCUACUCUCCCUCAACCAUGGGGCCAUCGGGCGUGCAGAGCGGCCAAAGCAGUUUUAGUCAUCGCACCUCAGAAGCCAGCGGCCCAUCUAGCGUUGGCAUGAGCAAUUUCUUCGAAGCAGUUGGUACAGUGCGGAUGGAAGCUUUCGUGGAUCGAAAUGAAUUCCCACGCCAACGAGUUGGUGGGCAUGGACAUAGAUCAAGGCAAGGCGGCGGCGGUGGUGGUCGAAGGAGACGGGAUGCGCAUUACUGGCCCCCAAAUAGCCCGGACACGGAGUUUUAUGGUUCCGAAGACGGGGAUGUGCUCUUUCGAAAUGAGGAUCCUUUUCGAGGGUUCUAGAACGGUUUUUGUUAGCCCUCGAGCCCUCGAGCCCAAAGAGAGUAGGGUAGUAGUCUGGUCUCGUCCUUGAUAUGAAUCAAGGGGCGUGUGUAAAUUUAUUUUACAUGCGUUUUGAAGUUCUUUUGCUCCUUUUCUCUUUUUUCCUCCUCGUUGAAAGAGAAGGAUGGGCAACUAUGUAUGAUGCGGAAGAAGGUAAGCAGGACUUCGAUAUAGAAGAAGGGCCAUCAAUUGAUACGAUACCACUGUACAAAUAGUUGUUUGGAAACAAAGCGGACCACUGGCAACCCCAGUUUCUUGUUUCUGGUUUUUUUUUUUUUUUUUUUUUUUUUUUUUUUUUUUUUUUUUUUUAAUGUAUUUUUGUUUCCCGUGUUGAGCUUCCCGCCUUUCAUUUCCCUCGUACUUAUUUAGGUUCAUCCUCUUCGGCAGGGGAUAUCAGCGGUGUUAUGUUUUCAUUUUCAUUCAUUCCUGAGCUCUUCGCCCUCUCUUUAUUCACUCUUCCUUGCAGUUUUCUUUUUCUUUUUUUUUUCUUCAACCAGCGGCGUCCAUGGAUAUAUAUAUAUAUCUUCCUUGCGUUUUCCUUUCCGAUCUUGUUAUUAUAGUAUAUUUUUGUUGGUAUUUUCUUGUAAACCUCCCCCCCUGUUAAUAUACGUACGCAGCGGAAAUUGACGCCGGUGGGCUUUUUGACUGAUCGACCUCAUUCAUAUCUGAUCUUCAUAUUUUUUGUUCCCACUUUUGAUGUAUUUGUUUCGAGGAGGAACGGAUGUCUUGUUUCGCCUUCUCCUCUGCUCUAUGUGAAGGGCCCCAAGAGAAGAGGAAUAUGGUUCAGGAAUCGGGGGAAUACAUAUAUAGAUAGCUUCCCUAAGCGAUCGAGUUUAUUAUAUCUUCGCGUGCGUGACUCCUUCGUGAUAUGGUGACGCCUUUCUUUUCUUUUUUCUUUUCCUUUCUUCGUCCUUGUUGCAUUGGUAUCGUUGUUCUGAUUCAUCCGUUCGAUCGCUCGAUCGAUCCACGAUCAACAACCCACACCAGCCAGCAUAAACGAACGGGUUCCUUGUGAAACUCUGGAACUCGGAGAUCGAUCGAAGUAAAUUGAUUG
Messenger RNA from Blastomyces gilchristii SLH14081, 5308 nucleotides. Its product is annotated as nuclear migration protein. NCBI's taxonomy places the organism in Eukaryota, Fungi, Ascomycota, Eurotiomycetes, Onygenales, Ajellomycetaceae. The coding region runs from base 406 to 4215 and encodes 1269 amino acids. Gene Ontology annotation, cellular component: mitochondrion; cell cortex. The record is from RefSeq and is a predicted model, not a curated record. Gene Ontology annotation, biological process: maintenance of protein location in cell cortex; microtubule cytoskeleton organization; establishment of mitochondrion localization. The transcript is spliced from 2 exons. Gene Ontology annotation, molecular function: phospholipid binding; tubulin binding.